This is a messenger RNA of Haliotis rufescens (red abalone), 2642 nucleotides long. Its product is annotated as protein-glucosylgalactosylhydroxylysine glucosidase-like. The record is from RefSeq and is a predicted model, not a curated record. Gene Ontology annotation, molecular function: catalytic activity. Lineage: Eukaryota; Metazoa; Mollusca; Gastropoda; Lepetellida; Haliotidae. Gene Ontology annotation, biological process: carbohydrate metabolic process. The transcript is spliced from 13 exons. The coding region runs from base 226 to 2559 and encodes 777 amino acids.
GGCUUGUUUUGCAGCGUGGAUAUCGGCCAGGCGCUGGCACAGAUAGACAACUUGUCUUGCAGUCGACAUGCAACUCUAUACUUGACUGCAGCCAGGCUUAUUCUAGACGGUCAGCACAGAUACCGGCAUACGGUCUCUGUUGAACCGAUCACGCCUUAUAGCGGGGACGGAAGGGGGCGUGACUACCGAUGCUGAGGCACAUGCUGCUCCAGAUACGGGAUCCAUAUGGUUUCCAUCCAGGGCGUCAUGAUGGCGGGUUUCCUGACACUUGUCGUCACCACAAUGAUGCUGCUUCUUCACACCUACGGACACAGAGACACGGGCAACGUCGUGUCGUGGAUGGAUUCCCGUAAAAGUCCAGAUGUCCAUUUAAUAGGGUCGUUCGGUCAGUCUGCUGGAGUCACCACGCCUCAUGGACAUGGGUCAUCAGACAGGAUAUGUACGAAUCGUCAUGGUGACACGCGUUACAGAGUGUCCUGUGACGCUGACAAGGCCCCGCCUUCCCCUCUUCCCCAAGACGCAACCGUGUUUGAGUUCGAUGAGUACCCGAAAGAUGAACGCCUAUGGCCCGAGAUCGGCAAUGGCCACGUGGCCACAGUCGUCAAGGGCGACUCCAUGUUCAUGAAUGGUCUGUAUAACGGCAAGGAACGGGACAGUCACAGAGCCCGACUUCCGUCCACCGUGGCCGUCUCCAUCACCUCCAUUACCCCUAGCAACGUCACUAAGAAAUUCGCCCUUGACAUUGGCAGAGGUGUAUACUAUGAGCGCUAUGACGGAGAUGGGUUCUACGUUGAACUACGUAUGUAUGCACACAGAGUGGUGACGAGCGUGAUCGCCAUAGAGCUGAUCAUAGCCGACACGUCCGACAACCGCAACAGUGACGUCGCGGUGACCUUACACGUCAACAACGGCACAGCCAGUGACGACAUCACUUGGACGAAGGUUGACGACAGCGGUCAGAUCACUUCAAAGAGCGGCUACACCAAAGAAGCUGAGUACUUUGCGGUGGCACCGGUGACGCCGGUGACAGUUUUUUCCAGCAACAUCCCCAGCAGAGCGUCACUUCCGGGAGGCAUCUCCAAGGAGGAUGUUGUUUUCUUCACGUCUAUCAGCACAGACAAAAGCAAGGCCAUCGACGGCUUCAACCAAGCUAUGGCGUUAAUGUCGAAUGGGACGCUAUACUCCUCCCACGUGGCUGCUUGGGGGGAUCUUUGGGAGAAGGGUCGCGUGGAUGUGGAGGGGAACCUCACCCUUGCCAGAAUCAACUAUGCCUGUCUCUACUACCUCACCAGUUCUCUCCCUUUGAAGGAGGAUGCCGCCUGGCCAUUCGUUGGCCUGUCGCCAGGAGGACUAGCCCACGGCGCCCGUGGGAAGGAUUAUAACGGCCACGUGUUCUGGGACCAGUCCACGUGGAUGUUCCCACCAAUCAUGAUGCUCCAUGCUGACCUAGGCCGCACGGUGGUUGGCACCCGCAUACGCACGUUGAAAACAGCCCAGAUGUUGGCCAACUCGACUGGAUACCGCGGAGCCAGAUUUCCAUGGGAGUCGGCAUUCACAGGAAUGGAGACCAGUCCUUCAGAGGCUUGUGGUGAUCUGGAACAACACAUCACCGGCGACGUGUCCCUGACGUUCCGCCAGUAUCUUCAACUCACAAACGACACCGACUUCCUCACCCUGGGGCGGGGACUGGACGCUAUCACCAACAUGGCCGAAUUCUGGGCCUCGCGGGUUGUCAGGAACACCACUACAAAUCUGUGGGAAAUACAUGGUGUGAUGCCGCCGGACGAGUACCACUACAACGUUAGCAACUCCGUCUACACCAACACCAUCGCCAAGCUCAGUCUACUGACCGGGGUGUACUCCAGCAAGAUGGCGGGUCAGGUUGCCCCUGACAACUGGCAGGACAUCGCCGACAACAUGUACAUCCCCUUCGACGACAAGCUACAGUAUCACCCCGAGUUUGACACCUACAAGAUAGGCACGGUGGUGAAGCAGGCGGACGCGGUGAUGCUGGAGUUCCCACUGAUGUCGCAGCUACCGCAACAUGUGCUCAGGAAUGACGUCACUAUCUACGAGAAGGUGACUCCUGGUGGCCCAGCAAUGACUUGGGGGAUCUUCGCCAUCAACUGGUUGCAGCUAGGUGACAAGGUCAAGGCCGACUCACUGUUUCAGCGCACCAUCUUGAAUGUCCAAAAACCGUUUUAUAUCUGGACAGAGAACGCGGAUGGUAGCGGGGCCGUCAACUUCCACACUGGUAUGGGGGGAUAUCUACAGGCAGUUAUUUUUGGUUAUGGUGGAUUCCGUAUUGAGGAUACACAACUAGCGUUCAACCCCAACCUCCCUCCGUCAACCACACGCCUCUCCAUCACCGGCCUCGACUACGGCGGCAACUCUGUGGAUCUGGCAGUGGACGCCACCAACAUGACAGUCACUGCAACAUCACUCGCCAACCCCAUGACCGUCACAGUGUUUGGUCUUGGGGUCACUGAUAAUCUACUUCUUAAUCAACCUCGGACAUAUGCUAGACAAAGGGCGGCUUUACGCAUAACAUUCAAAUAGUCUUUACUGGCUGGAAAUGAACAAUUUCAAGAUAUUUUACUUUUUGUAAUAACUUUAUUAAAAAAUAAACAUUUUUUUAUGUU